Sorex araneus (European shrew) is the source of this 3439-nucleotide messenger RNA. RefSeq names its product tudor domain containing 1 (gene TDRD1). Gene Ontology annotation, biological process: spermatogenesis. The transcript is spliced from 21 exons. Bases 113 to 2965 code for a protein of 950 amino acids. Lineage: Eukaryota; Metazoa; Chordata; Mammalia; Eulipotyphla; Soricidae. The record is from RefSeq and is a predicted model, not a curated record.
GAAACUUGAAGAAACUAAAUCAUCUCCUGAAACAAAGAAAACAGAAGUGAAAAAAGAGAAUGAUUAUCCUCUUGGAGUUACUAAAGAAAUAGCCACUUCUGCUGAUAAAAUAAUGUUUUCUGAUUUGAGAAGUCUGCAACUCAGGGAAACUAUGGAAAUAAAGGGUACAGUUACCGAAUUCAAACACCCGGGAGAUUUCCACGUGCAGUUGUAUUCUUCAGAAGUUUUAGAAUACAUGAACCAGCUCUCUGCAAGCUUGAAGGAAACAUACGCAAAUAAAGCGCAUGAAGAUGAGUAUAUUCCUGCUAAGGGGGAAGUUUGUGUUGCCAAGUACACACUGGACCAGACUUGGAACAGAGUAGCAAUAAAAGAUGUGGAUAUGCUGCAGAAGAAGGUUCAAGUCUUAUAUAUUGAUUAUGGAAAUGAAGAAAAAAUUUCUGUGGACAGAAUUCACCAGCUCAACAGAAGCAUUGACUUGUUUCCUCCCUGUGCCAUAAGGUGCUGUGUAGCCAAUGUUAUCCCAGUGGAGGGAAAUUGGAGCAAUGAGUGUAUCAAAGCUACUAAAUCAAUGUUAAUGGAGCAGUUCUGCUCUCUAAAGAUUGUUGACAUCUUAAAAGAGGAAGUAGUUACCUUUGCUGUGGAUGUUAUGCUGCAAAGUUCAGGAAAACUCUUAGACCGUGUGCUUAUAGAAAUGGGAUAUGGCUUACCACCCAAGGGACAAGACUCUAAGAAACAAAGUACAGAUCAAAGUGAGCCUGAUGAUGCUGAAACAGUGAUGGCGGAAAACAAAACUGUUGUUGACAGAAGUGAUCUGAUCCCCAAAGUAUUGACUCUGAACGUGGGGGAUGAGUUUUGUGGUGUGGUUGCUCACAUUCAGACACCGGAUGACUUCUUCUGCCAGCAGCUACAGAGUGGACAUAAGCUCGCUGAACUGCAGGCGUCCCUUAGCAAGUACUGUGGCCAGGUGUCUCCACGCUCAGAUUUUUAUCCAACCAUUGGUGACAUCUGCUGUGCUCAGUUCUCAGAGGAUGAUCAGUGGUACCGUGCCUCUGUUCUGGCUUAUGCCUCGGAAGAAUCAGUACUGGUAGGUUAUGUCGAUUAUGGGAACUUUGAAAUCCUGAGUUUGACAAGAUUGUGUCCCAUAACUCCCAAGCUGUUGGAAUUGCCCAUGCAAGCUAUAAAGUGUAUGCUGGCAGGAGUAAAGCCGUCACUAGGGAUUUGGACUCCAGAAGCUACUUGUCUUAUGAAAAAUAUCGUGCAGAAUAAAAUGAUCACAGUGAAGGUGGCAGACAAGUUGGAGAACAGUUCCCUGGUGGAACUUGUGGACAUUUCCGUGACUCCAAACAUCAGUGUGGCCAAAGCCCUCAUUGAUGCAGGAUUCGCUGUGGCAGGCCAGGGGGCCAUGACUGAGAAACUUAGUAAUGGGGACGAAGCCAGUGUUCCUUUGGGUGGAGAAGAAAAAGUAGAUCCAUUGGAGUGGACCUGGAUUGAACUUGUUAUUGAUCAAACAGUAGAUGUUAUGGUCUGUAUGAUAUAUAAUCCUGGAGAAUUUUAUUGCCAUGUCCUUAAAGAGGAUGUUUUAAAUAAACUCAGUGAGUUGAACAAAUCGUUAGCAGAAUACUGUCAGCAGAAGUUACCUGGUGAUUCUAAGGCAGAAAUAGGACAACCUUGUUGUGCUUUUUUUGCAGGUGAUGGCAAUUGGUAUCGAGCAUUAGUCAAGGAGAUCCUACCAAACGGAAAUGUGAAAGUACAUUUUGUGGAUUAUGGAAACACUGAAGAAGUUACUUCUGACGAGCUACAUUCGAUAUCACCAAAAUUUUUAGAACUUCCUUUUCAAGGGAUACAGUGCUGGCUGGCAGAUAUCGAGCCUAAAAACAAGAUCUGGUCCAAAGAAGCCAUUGCAAGGUUUCAGAUGAGUGUUGCAGGCGUCAAACUCCAAGCCCGGGUAGUUGAAGUCAAUGAAAAUGGAACGGGAAUUGAGCUCACAGAUCUCUCCACUGCUUAUCCCAGAAUAAUUAGUGAUAUUCUAAUUGAAGAACAUCUGGUCUUACAAACUAGUCCUCCGCAUAAAAGCUUGCUGAAUAACAGACCUGUGAAUACACAAGAACUUCAAGUUGAUACAUCAAGGCCUCCAGCCAUCUCUUCAGCUGAUAAGUGGAGAACAAUCGAAUUGCCCGUUAAUAAAACUAUACAAGCAAGCAUACUAGAAAUCAUAAACCCGAACCUGUUUUAUGCUCUGCCAAAUGAGAUGCCAGAAGAUCAGGAAAAACUGUGUGUGUUAACAGCCGAAUUGUUAGAAUAUUGCAGUGCUCAGAAAAACCAGCUCUACUACCGCCCAAGAGUUGGAGAUGCCUGCUGUGCCAGAUACACAAGUGAUGAUUUCUGGUACCGGGCCAUUGUGCUGGGGGCGUCCGAGGCAGACGUGAAAGUGCUGUAUGCCGACUACGGGAACAUUGAGAUGCUCCCGCUCUCCAGGGUGCAGCCCAUCUCUGCCAGCCACCUGGAGCUCCCUUUCCAGAUCAUCAAAUGCUCCCUUGAAGGACUAAUGGAGUUGAAUGGAAACUGUUCUCAAUUAAUAAUUGAACUAUUAAAAAAUUUAAUGUUGAAUCAAAAUGUAAAGCUCUCUAUAAAAGGAAUUAUGAAGAAUGUUCACGCAGUGUCAGUUGAGAAAUAUUCUGAAAAUGGUACUGUCAACAUAGCUGAUAAGCUGGUGAUGUAUGGUCUGGCAAAAUCCAUCACACCUACAAAGCAGAUUGCUUUAAAUAAAGAAGGGACGCAGAAGAUGAACUGCUGCUGCACGGAACUGCAGAAACAGGUUGAGAAACAUGAACAGAUUCUUCUUUUCCUCUUAAACAAUCCAAUCAAUCAGAAUAAAUUUAUUGAAAUGAAAAAACUGUUAAAAAAAGCAGUCUGUCUUGGAGAUAAGCUCUUAUGUGAGGAAGAAGACAGCGAGUGCCAGGCUUAGAGGAGAGACAGUGUCUGGGUUUUGGUCUAUUGGAACCUUUUGUCUGCUUUGAUGACGUUUCAAGCUUACAGUUUUGUUUCAUUGCCCCUCUUUAUUAGGUUGGGUAGUUUCAUUCCCCCCGUCCCACUAAAUUCUUCCAUAAAAGAGUAAUACUGAAUUCAUGGGGAUAUUGGGAAGGGGGUAUACACGGGAUUUCUACUGCAUGUAUAACUUUUGGGGGGGAGGGGGGCACUCCUGGUGAUGACCAGGGCUUACUCCUGGCUCUGCACUCAGGGAUCACUCCUGGUGGGGCUCGGGAGGACCUUAUGGGGUCCCAGGGAUUGAACCCUGGUCUACUGCGUGCAAAGCAAGCAUCCUACCUGCUGUACUAUUGCUUCUGCCCAUAUUUAACUUUUUAUUAAAAGUGCUGAAGAAAUACUUUAGUGUUUUUCUUCAAUACUUUAAAGUAUUGGAGAAAAUAGGGCUCCAUGUUGA